Messenger RNA from Vombatus ursinus (common wombat), 4756 nucleotides. It is a transcript of the gene ITGA6, whose product is annotated as integrin subunit alpha 6. Gene Ontology annotation, cellular component: external side of plasma membrane; integrin complex. The transcript has 25 exons. Lineage: Eukaryota; Metazoa; Chordata; Mammalia; Diprotodontia; Vombatidae. Bases 92 to 3373 code for a protein of 1093 amino acids. Gene Ontology annotation, molecular function: integrin binding. Gene Ontology annotation, biological process: cell-matrix adhesion; integrin-mediated signaling pathway; cell adhesion mediated by integrin. The record is from RefSeq and is a predicted model, not a curated record.
GCAGAAGCAGCAGAGGCGGCGGCGGUGGCAGCAGCAGCAACAGCAGCAGGUCCCUUUCUCCUUUCCCUUCCCCGCCCCGCCGUAAUUGCCGAUGGCGGCUGCAGGGCAGCCGAAGCUCCUCUUCUACCUGUCGGCGUGCCUGCUACUCUGUUUCUGUGCCGCCUUUAACUUGGACACCCGGGAGGAAAACGUGAUCCGCAAGACCGGGGAGCCCGAGAGUCUCUUCGGAUUCUCCCUGGCCAUGCACUGGCAGCUGCAGCCGCAGGACAAGAGGCUGUUGUUGGUUGGGGCGCCUCGAGCCAGAGCUUUUCCACUACAGAAGGCCAACCGGACAGGAGGCCUGUACAGCUGUGACAUCACAUCCCAGGAGCCUUGCCAACGCAUUGAAUUUGAUAACGACGCUGACCCUAAUUCCGAAAGUAAGGAAGACCAGUGGAUGGGUGUCACUGUCCAGAGUCAGGGACCAGGGGGAAAGGUGGUGACGUGUGCCCAUCGGUAUGAGAGAAGGCAACAUGUUAACACCAAGCAGGAGUCACGGGACAUAAUUGGGAGGUGCUAUGUGUUGAGUCAGUCUCUUACCAUUGAAGACGACAUGGAUGGAGGAGAUUGGAGUUUUUGUGAUGGCCGUUUGAGAGGCCAUGAGAAAUUUGGUUCCUGUCAGCAAGGUGUAUCUGCAACUUUUACUAAAGAUUUCCAUUACAUUGUUUUUGGAGCCCCGGGCACUUAUAAUUGGAAAGGAAUUGUUCGCGCAGAGCAAAAGAAUAACACUUUUUUUGACAUGAAUAUCUUUGAAGAUGGGCCAUAUGAAGUUGGUGGUGAGACUGACCACGAUGAGAGUCUAGUUCCUGUUCCAGCUAACAGUUAUUUAGGUUUUUCACUGGACUCAGGAAAAAGUAUUGUCUCUAAAGAUGAGAUCACUUUUGUGUCUGGUGCGCCAAGAGCCAACCAUAGUGGAGCUGUGGUUCUCCUAAAGAGAGACAUGAAAUCUGCACAUCUUUUUACUGAGCAUCUGUUUGAAGGAGAAGGACUGGCCUCUUCAUUUGGCUAUGAUGUAGCAGUAGUGGACCUCAACAAAGAUGGCUGGCAAGAUAUUGUUAUUGGAGCACCACAGUAUUUUGAUAGAGAUGGAGAAGUUGGGGGUGCUGUGUAUGUCUACAUUAAUCAGCAAGGCAAAUGGAAUAAUGUCAAGCCAAUUCGCCUUAAUGGAACCAAAGAUUCUAUGUUUGGCAUUGCAGUGGAAAACAUCGGUGAUGUUAAUCAAGAUGGAUACCCAGAUAUUGCAGUUGGAGCACCUUACGAUGAUUUGGGGAAGGUUUUUAUCUAUCAUGGUUCUCCAAGUGGAAUUAAUACCAAGCCCACACAGGUUCUUGAGGGUAAAUCUCGAUACUUUGGCUACUCAAUUGCUGGAAAUAUGGACCUUGAUAAAAAUUCCUAUCCUGAUGUUGCCGUUGGUUCACUCUCAGAUGCGGUGUCGAUUUUCAGAUCUCGACCUGUGAUCAAUAUUGUGAAAACAAUCACAGCAACACCGAACAGAAUUGACCUAAGACAGAAAAUGAACUGCGAUGCACCGAGUGGAAUAUGCCUGAAGGUUAAGGCCUGUUUUGAAUACACUGCCAAGCCCAGUAAUUACAAUCCUGCAAUAUCAAUUGUGGGCACACUUGAAGCUGAAAGUCAGAGGAGGAAAUCCGGCUUAUCAUCAAGAGUUCAUUUUCCAAAUCAAGCUUCUGAACCUAAGUCUUCCCAUGCCUUGACUCUGAAAGGACAGAAACAAAAAAUGUGCAUGGAGAGAACACUUUGGCUGCAGGAGAACAUCAGAGAUAAACUACGUCCCAUUCCCAUAACAGCUUCAGUGGAAAUCCAAGAACCAAGUUCACGGAGGCGAGCAAAUUCACUUCCAGAACUUCUUCCAAUUUUGAAUUCAAAUGAACCCAAAACAGUAACCUCAGAGGUCCAGUUCUUAAAAGAGGGAUGCGGAAAUGAUAACAUCUGUAAUAGCAAUCUGAAAUUAGAGUACAGAUUUUGUACGCGAGACGGCAACCAAGACAAAUUUUCUUAUUUACCAAUUCACAAUGGCGUCCCAGAGCUUGUUCUCAAAGACCAGAAGGAUAUUGCUUUAGAAAUAACAGUGACAAAUAGCCCUUCCAAUCCCAGGAAUCCUACAAAAGAUGGGGAUGAUGCCCAUGAAGCGAAACUCAUUGCAACUUUUCCUGAUACCUUAACUUAUUCUGCAUACAGAGAGCUGAGGGCUUAUCCUGAAAAACAAUUGAGUUGUGCAGCCAAUGUAAAUGGUUCCCAAGUAGACUGUGAACUUGGAAACCCCUUUAAGAGAAAUUCCAGUGUUACUUUUUAUUUGAUAUUAAGUACAACAGAAGUCACCUUUGAUACCACAGACCUGGACGUGAAUCUGAAGUUGGAAACAACAAGCAAUCAAGAUAAUUUGGCUUCAAUUACAGCUAAAGCUAAAGUGGUUAUUGAACUGCUUUUGUCGGUCUCUGGAGUUGCUAAACCUUCCCAGGUGUACUUUGGAGGUACUGUUGUUGGUGAGCGAGCUAUGAAAUCUGAAGAUGAAAUUGGAAACUUAAUAGAAUACGAAUUCAGGGUAAUUAAUUUAGGUAAACCUCUUAAAAAUCUUGGCACAGCAUCUCUAAACAUUCAGUGGCCCAAAGAAAUUAGCAAUGGCAAAUGGCUGCUUUAUUUGAUGAAAAUAGAAUCCAAAGGGUUGGAACAAAUAAACUGUGAGCCACAAGAUGAAAUUAACUCUCUGGGACUAAAGGAAUCUCCUCACAACUCUAGAAAGAAACGAGAAAUUGCAGAGAAACAGACAGAUGAUGGCAGAAAAUUUUCUUUAUUUGCAGAAAGAAAAUAUCAGACACUUAACUGUAGCACAAAUGUUAACUGUGUGAACAUAAAAUGUCCCCUACACGGUUUGGACAGUAAAGCUUCUGUUAUAUUACGGUCAAGACUGUGGAACGGUACAUUCCUAGAGGAAUAUUCCAAGCUGAACUACUUAGAUAUUCUUCUUCAGGCUUCCAUUAAUGUUACUGCUGCUGCAGAGAAUAUUAAGGUUCCAAAUGCAGGGACUCAAGUCCGUGUUACGGUAUUUCCUUCAAAGACAGUCGCACAGUAUUCUGGAGUGCCGUGGUGGAUCAUCCUUGUGGCUAUCCUUGCUGGAAUUCUGAUGCUUGCUCUAUUAGUAUUUUUACUAUGGAAGUGUGGAUUCUUUAAGCGCUCCAGGUACGAUGACAGCGUUCCGCGAUACCAUGCUGUAAGAAUCCGGAAAGAGGAACGACAGAUCAAAGAUGAGAAAUAUAAUGAUGGCCUGGACAAAAAACAGUGGAUCACAAAAUGGAAUGAAGAUGAAAGCUACUCCUAGGGGGAAAAACAGCACACUCUCCAGACUGUUCUCUUGUUUUCCAACUCAGAAAUUUAAAUGGAUUUUAAAAGUUCCUUCAGUAACUGAGGAUUGGUUUCAGACUUACUACAGACAGUAUGGACCUACAGUUUUAAACUGUGGAUAUUGUUACGUAUCCCAAGGCUUUUAUUUUGCACAGCUAAAUUUGAGAUGGUUGGAACUGAUUUUUUUUUUAACUGCCUUAAUUUAAAUUUCCAGAUUGCCUUUCAUUUUGGUGUGGCUGACCCAUGAUGAGAAAGGGUAUGCUGAGUUGUAUGUCCUGUGAAAUCUUCCCAUUAGUAUAUUAGAAAGAAAGCCACCAUUAUCAGUCAUGCUGAUAUCUGGCAUGUAGUAAGUUUCAUAAUUCUAGUAUUACCUUUGCAAACAUUUCUUCCACUAGAAUUGGAGAACUUUAAAUCGACAGUGGUUUAAGCUAAAGUACUGUCUUCAAGUAAAUGUGCAAUAGAAGGUGAUGCUGCCAUCCCACCAUCUUGUUUUUAACCUCAGAUUUGUGUGAAUACUGCUCACACCAAAAUACACAGGUUAUCAUCUUCUCUUUUGACUAACACACACACACACACAAACACACACACACACACACACACACAAACACAACAGGCUUGAAUACUAGUUAUAUUUUUUGUAUAUAUUUUAGCCCUGGUAUUUAUUUUUGUCAUAAAUCAUUUUGCCUUUAACUAACACAUAGGCCAAAGACUAUCCAAUUUACCUUUCUUUGAUUGGUUUAGGUGUUCAGAGUUAGUACAUAGGUGGUUAGUGGUUUUGACCUAAAUCUUUCACUGCAAAAAGAAAAUAAUAAUUCUUUAUAAAUAUACCAGAGAUAUUUUUUUAAUAACUUAAAACUUAGCUAUAUAUUGUAGCAUCUUCCCCUCUUCUUUCUUCCUACCCUCAUUCUUCCUAAACUCCAUCUAGAUCUGGGUUUGGCUAAGAGAUAGGAUUUAACUCUAAGAUUAUUUUGUCCUUACUGAACAGUCAGGAUUCUUUUUUUGGGGAAGGGGUGCAUUUUGUUUGCCCUCCAGCAACUAUUUUCAGAACAUCACACACAUGCUUUAAUGAAAUCUUGGAGGAAAUGGACUAGUUUGUCCCCAUCCCUCACUCCUCCAGAUGCUCUCUAUUAAUAGCACUUGGAAAAAAGGUAGGUGCAUAUGGUGGAUCUGAACUGAUCCAAUUUAAGACUACUGAAUGAUGCUCUAAUGUCAAAACAGUGAUUUUAUUUUUCAGACACGAUAGCAUGACUUUUAAUUUUUUGGUUACUAUUAGAGCCAUCAAAAGAGUACAUUGAUGUUUUUUCUCCAAGCUAUGUUCCCUGAAUGACUUUGUGAUUAUUAAAAUAAGAACGAUACAAUA